Messenger RNA from Hippopotamus amphibius kiboko, 1129 nucleotides. Its product is annotated as glycine N-acyltransferase-like. Lineage: Eukaryota; Metazoa; Chordata; Mammalia; Artiodactyla; Hippopotamidae. The record is from RefSeq and is a predicted model, not a curated record. Gene Ontology annotation, molecular function: glycine N-acyltransferase activity; glycine N-benzoyltransferase activity. Gene Ontology annotation, cellular component: mitochondrion. The transcript has 7 exons. Gene Ontology annotation, biological process: glycine metabolic process. The coding region runs from base 242 to 1129 and encodes 295 amino acids.
UUCACAUGACAAGCCUCAGUUUGGCAGUUUCUGAACAGAACCUACCUGAAGGCAUUCUGCAAGACCCUGCUUACCUGACCGCACCAGGGCAAAAUUUCAUGAUAUAAGGUUGUUUCUCUUCAUUUGUUCCUACAAAACUUGAUGUGAAGACAGCUUUCCAGGUCCCAGGUCCUGAAGUUUACUCUCAAGGACGUUGCCUGUUGCCCAGCUCUGCCAGCUCACAGCUAAGGUGUCUUGCACGAUGUUCCAGUUGCUAGGUGCCCAGAUGCUGCAGAUGCUGGAGAAAUCCUUGAGGAAGAGCCUUCCUAUAUCCUUAAAGGUUUAUGGGACCAUCUUCCACAUGAACCAGGGAAACCCUUUCAAGCUAAAGGCCCUGGUGGACAAGUGGCCUGAUUUUAAUACAGUGGUCAUCCGCCCCCAGGAGCAGGACAUGACGGAUGACCUUGAUCAUUACACCAAUACUUACCACAUCUACUCCAAAGACCUCAAGAACUGUCAGGAAUUCCUUGGCAUACCAGAAGUCAUCAAUUGGAAGCAGCAUUUGCAGAUCCAGAGUUCACAGUCCAGCCUGACUGAAGUAAUACAAAAUCUUGCAGCCACUAAAUCCUUCAAAGUCAACCAAUCGCAAAAUAUUCUCUAUAUGGCGAUUGAGACAAUAAAGGAACUGGCUCCUUCCCUGCUGGAUGUAAAGAACUUAUCCCUUACCGAUGGCGAACCCAAGGCCAUUGACCAAGAGCUGUUUAAACUCUCAUCCCUGGAUCCUCCCCACGCGGCCUUGGUGAAUAAAUUCUGGCAUUUCGGUGGCAAUGAGAGGAGCCAGAGAUUCAUCGAGCGCUGCAUCCGGAGCUUCCCCACCUUCUGCCUGCUGGGGCCCGAGGGGACCCCUGUGUCCUGGUCCCUGAUGGACCAGACGGGAGAGAUGCGGAUGGGAGGCACCAUACCUGAGUAUCGGGCCCAUGGUCUCGUCACCUACGUUAUCCAUUGCCAAUCCCAGGCUCUGAUCAAACAUGGCUUUCCCGUAUAUUCUCAUGUAGACAAGAAAAACAAAAUUAUGCAGAAAAUGAGUCACAGUCUGAAUCACAUCCCUGUGCCCUGUGACUGGAACCAAUGGAACUGUGUACCACUGUGA